Molecule: messenger RNA, 3619 nt
Organism: Chara braunii
Lineage: Eukaryota; Viridiplantae; Streptophyta; Charophyceae; Charales; Characeae
Source: the annotation of a GenBank genome assembly
ACGUUGACCAAGUUUGACCAAAACUGUCAAAUGUCCCUCCUGGAGAAUGCUUACAUGCAAAUAUCCUCUGGACAGGGGGGGCCAUGGAAUGGAAAUUACCCCACCGUCUCCUGGGAUUAGGAAAUGAUCGCCCGCUCGUCAGCUGUACAGUAGUGGUGCAAUGUGGCUGCGCGAUAGACGGUUCGCAAAGCAUUACACGACGACCCUGCAGUCUGAAAAAGAUCAUGCGACCUGUCAAGUUGGCGUUUGGUGAGCUCCUAACAACAGCAACACCAAUGCUCCAUCUGUGAGCACUGGCCCAUUGUAUGCCCCACACGUCUGUUACACAGGCCAUCCCCAUGACUCUGAUCGCCUAACCGCAAAGCUGCGGCGCUUGUCAAUCCAAUGCACCGACGCAUUAGGGGGGUGGAGGACAAGCAGAUAAGAAUGCCUUCUGAGGGCCUGGAGCCACUAUCAUGAAUUUAGGAUUUAGGUGCCUUGAGACUGUGGGGAAGGGCUUACAGCAGAGUGUACCUAACCCAAACCAUCGAUACCAGCACGGAGGUAACUACAGAGGGUACCUACACUGGAAGUUCCCUGGCUAUUGCUAUAUUUCUUGGGGCCAGACCCCAUCGAUGGCUAUGUUUGUCCUUAGGCGGUCAGUGAAGUGGCCAGGUACCAGCAUCCUUAACAUGCUACUGGCAGGACCUGAUGCUCGCAGGCUGUGCCAGAUAGGAGGCACAACUUUUCACCCACAUAUGAAGAGGUAUGGAUGUGAGUUCAAGACAGUCUUCAACCGAAUAGAACGUCUGGUCAUAUAUCUGCAUUGGGUGGAACUUUCAGUCCGGAUGCGCGACAAUAAUGACCGGUCGUUCUAUUGGGGAAACCCGGGAAAAGACAAACCAUGAUACAAGACAGUUCGUGAGCUUGGAUGGGUGAUAAACCGUAAUGUUUGGCGGCCACUCGAGUGUGCGUCGUGACCUAAGCCAUCCACUCCCCAACCCACGCCGCACCAUAUUCAUUCCACCAUGCAAACAUUCAUAAGUAUGCCCAUGCGUAGAACCUACACCUUACACAACUCAAUUUCACAUCAUGCAAGCAAGACCUUGGCACAACUCAAUUUCACAUCAUGCAAGAAAGACCUUGGACCUUGAACGAUUCCGAUACAUGACGCAACAUUCGCGUAGGUUGAGCGACAAUCUGGUGGAUUCUUGAUCAUUCUACACAGAGAGGACAAUUGGUACAGAUCAGUAGAAAAGUCUGAGACAGGUCAGCAGUUGCAACACAGCGAGGUUCAAACUCCUCUUAUAUGCAUGGACACAGUGGGCGAGGUACAAACACAAAAAAAGCUAAAGAUCGAGAGUUGGAUUACAUAAUCGAGCAACCUAAGGUGAAUAAUCUAACCAUAUCCUAAUACAUGACGACAUGCCUCACAACUCACAAACAGAUAGUUGAGAGACAAUCCGGAGGCAGCGUCCAUCCUGCAUGAAGACAAGAACUGUUGUGGGGAGGGAGAGAAUCUAAGGCCCAACAACCUAAGGUUUGAACGAAGGCUUGGGUGGAUUUGCAGACGCUAUGGACUAUAGGUCUUCCACAGAUGACCCAUGAACUGUUGAAAUACAGACCCCCAAGUUUGAAUCCAGGAGCAGUCAGAUGAGCAGAUCAGGGGAAAACCAAAGGCCGGCGCAUAAACAACGUAAAGAAUCUAAGGUCCAACAACCUAUAAGUUGCACGAAGGCUUGGGUGGAUUUGCAGACGGUACGGAAGAUCGGUCUUCCACAAAUGAAUUCCGAGUUUCAGAAGAAAGAUAAGGGCGACACCCAUGGGCCUAGCUCAGUUGGAACACCCACGAACUGAAGAAACGCAGACCAGAGUUCGACUCCAGGUGCAGUAAGAUGAGGAGGAGCAGGUGGGGGGAGGGAGAAUCUCUCCCCCAACCUAAGUCGAAUGAAGGGUUGGAGGUUAGAUACUCCCAACUUAGGUUGGGGAUUAGCUUUGCGGCAGAUACUAAGAACGAUAAGGGUACGUCCUGUCGUGCAGGAAGCAGGGCGCUGCUGAGGGCAGCGCCAUAGCCCAGCCUCCAUAGCUGGAUGGGCUUGGACUACAGUGAGCAGAGAGUAUGGUAGAUGCAGGUCAGGAGAGAAACUGAAUCCUUCUAAGUUCUUACCUGCCCGUUCGGCUGAACGGUUUGUCCACACAUGUAUCUGUCCAUGAACAUAUCAUGAGUUCAAAUCUUCCUUCCUGCAUGGGAAUCCCAAGAAUACAAUAACAGGGCAGACUGCGGCAACGGUCUGUCGAGAACGACAGUGAAGGAGAGCCAUACUAUGCGCACGUAGCGGCGAAAUUCAGAAUGUUCGAACGACCUCACGAGGACAAUGGGGGCAGUUUACGGAAACCUGGAGUAAGGUCUACAUCCUGUUGGUGCAGAUCAUAAGAGAGUCUGCGCACGAACCUCGUGAGCUUCCAUUUUUGGAAAGGAAACAUGAGGCCCGCGGUGACUUGGGUGACUUCACAGAUACUGACGAAUGCUUCCAGGAGGACCAAACAUCGGUUCAUGCAGGAGGAAGGAUUGGAGAGGGGGGGGGGCGGGGGGGAAGAGAGCAGAAGCAACUUAACUUGUCUGAUGGCAGGGAAUCGAUAUCUACAACAGAAGAGCAGGCACACAGGGACCUCAGAAUAACAAACAGGAAGGAGGAGGUGGGGUGAACAGUAGAGCAGGCACACAGGGACCUCAGAAUAACAAACAGGAAGGAGGAGGUGGGGUGAACAGUGAGGAGGCAAAGAGGAUGGCGAAAGAGACAAGUGGAUGGACAGAUAGCUGCAAAUGUGCACAGCAGCAGACCCAUACAGAACUGCUGAAGUGGACUCUGUUUCAACAUGCAGAAAGAGAUGAACGGAUGGUCAAACAGCUGCGAAAAUGCACAGAAGGAUUACAGAAACCUGCUGAAGUAGGCACCGUUGCAACAUGGAGAAAGAGAGAAGCGGAUGGUUGAAAAGCUGCAAAUGUGCACAGAAGGCUUGUACGAUCCUGCUGACAAGACGAAAAAAGAAAAAGAAAAAACAGAUGGUUAAAACGAGAAAGUAAAGCGAAGUCCACACCGUCAAGAAGAUGAGAUAAACAUAUAGAUCUCGACAGCAACUCCGAUCGCCAGGGCUGACACAGAGAUAUAGCGACAGUCAUUCACUUUAUGGAUAUGAGAAUGGAGACAGGGAAAUCCAUACAGGUAAAUUGGGAGUCCCGAAAGACUGACUGUGUGCCUCGUCAGACUCGGUCAGAGCCAUUGGGUCCUGCAACUCCCUAACCUGAGCAAUAAUAGAGGAUCAAGUUCCAAAGCCUGUGAAUAUGUGUACGUAAUACACAACGUACAAGCGCGGUGGCAGUUGGUGUUUGUUGUUUGAUUGUUAGAGUGUUUGUUCCGAUAUGUAGUUCUGGCUGUGUGGCUGUGGCUCCACUCCGCAGUCAAUCUCAAGUCCCUAGGACAUACUGUUCCGUUCGUUCGACUGUACACUGAGCUGCAUUCCAUCCACAGGAUGGUGGAUGGUCACAGCAAGCCCUGGAAACAUAGGUACCACCGUACCAUGCAUUAUUAUUCUUUAUUUUUUCUUCCUAAAUCUCUUAAAUUCUGUUUGCCUUUCACUC